Molecule: messenger RNA, 1321 nt
Organism: Nymphaea colorata (pocket water lily)
Lineage: Eukaryota; Viridiplantae; Streptophyta; Magnoliopsida; Nymphaeales; Nymphaeaceae
Product: protein DEHYDRATION-INDUCED 19-like
Exons: 5
Coding region: 350-1012 (220 amino acids)
Source: RefSeq, a predicted model, not a curated record
CCUCCAUGAACAGGUGAGUGUGUGGCGUUCGUAUUGGUUGGGGAAAGAAGAGAACGAGAGAGAGGCCCCCUUUCCCCCACCUCGUCCGAUCUUUCCGAACUCGAAUUUGAGGCUUCGCAGGCGCAGAUCUCUCUCUUUCUCGUUCUCUCCCUCUCUUUCCAUGUUGUGAAUUCUGAGAGGUUAGUUGAUCGGGCGGAGGGGAGGUUUUCGCCUGUGGUUUAUCGCUGUCUCCUGGUUCCCUUGGGUGGUGUUCUUGAGUUGCGGUUGGAGGAGUUUAGGGUCUCGUCUUUUGUGGGCAGGUGGGGGCUUCUGGUGUUUGAUUGAAGACGUGGAGGGAAGGAUCUGAAUCAUGGACGCCGAUUCGUGGGCCGCUCGCUUCUCUGCAUCCAAGCGCCACCAGGCCCUUCAAUUCCGUUCCAGUGCGGAUCUUCAGUUGAGUUUUGAUGAUUUCGAGACGGAAGAGGAUCUUCGCGCGGAAUUCCCGUGCCCGUUUUGUUCGGAGGAUUUUGAUAUCGUAGGUCUCUGUUGUCAUAUAGAUGAUGAGCACUCGAUCGAGGCUAAAAAUGCGGUCUGCCCUGUUUGUGGAACUAGGGUAGGGAUGGACAUGGUCGGGCAUAUCACUAUGCAACACGGACAUUUCUUUAAAAUGCAGCGCAGAAGGAGAUUUCGGAAAGGAUCAUCUCAUUCUACAAUUUCUAUGUUGAGCAAAGAACUGCGGGAAGGACACCUUCAGUCCCUCCUUGCAUCUUCAUCUUAUCCUGUUGCUUCAUCCAAUACAGCUCCCGACCCAUUGUUAUCAUCAUUCAUUUACAGCAUGCCCAUGGUUGACGCUCCAGCUAAACCAGAGUUGAAUUCACCAGUUGAGACAGUUUCUGAUAAAAAGCCGUUAGAUGAUAAAGUGAGAGAAAGUACUGAACCGCCUGUGUCAGAUAAGGACCAGGAGGAGAGGGCUCGUCGAUGCAGCUUCGUCCAAGAGCUUUUGCUGUCGACCAUUUUCAAGGACACGUUGUGAAAGCUUCAAACCAUUUGAUAGUCACCCGUGUCUCUUGGCUUAGCACAAGCCCUGCGAGCAGGGAAACAGCAGUGGCGAAUCACGGUGAAGUACAGGAUUGGCUUGUUUCCUUGCCUUGAGCUGGAGCGAAGACCCUUGAUCUUGAUAGAUGGUAUGGGGAAUUGUUGGUUGAUGUUGUAAGGUGCACUGUUUAUAGAUUACGGCAUGUAAUAUUUUCCUUUCCGGAGACCUUUGAGAUGGAAAACAGCUUUCUAGUUUAAGUGGAAGCCAUUCGCCCUAAUGAAAAUACGAUCUGUUUUGUGUGGCUGA